Molecule: messenger RNA, 1119 nt
Organism: Acomys russatus (golden spiny mouse)
Lineage: Eukaryota; Metazoa; Chordata; Mammalia; Rodentia; Muridae
Gene: Gnpda1
Product: glucosamine-6-phosphate deaminase 1
Exons: 7
Coding region: 90-1067 (325 amino acids)
Biological process (GO): N-acetylglucosamine catabolic process; N-acetylneuraminate catabolic process; D-glucosamine catabolic process
Cellular component (GO): cytoplasm
Molecular function (GO): identical protein binding; glucosamine-6-phosphate deaminase activity
Source: RefSeq, a predicted model, not a curated record
GCCUCUCUUUAUACCUUGCCCUAUCCUGAAAUCGAAGAGGCAGGUACUGCUUGACUCCAGCUCUACGCAGGAAGGAACGGGCCCAGAAAAUGCUAGGGCUUUGUGAGGUCCUCCCCAGCCAGGGACUGACCGCUCACUACCGCCUCCUGGUGGUUGGUUCGCGGAGGCCCGUGACCCAAACCUAUUCACCGGACGAAAUGAAGCUCAUCAUCCUGGAACACUAUUCACAGGCCAGCGAGUGGGCAGCCAAGUACAUUAGGAACCGCAUCAUCCAGUUUAACCCAGGGCCUGACAAGUACUUCACCCUGGGGCUCCCCACCGGGAGCACCCCACUUGGCUGCUACCAGAAGCUGAUCGAAUACUAUAAGAAUGGGGACCUGUCCUUUAAAUACGUGAAAACCUUCAACAUGGACGAGUACGUGGGCCUUCCUCGAGAACAUCCAGAGAGCUACCAUUCCUUCAUGUGGAACAAUUUCUUCAAGCACAUUGACAUCCACCCUGAAAACACCCACAUUCUGGAUGGGAAUGCGGCUGACCUGCAGGCUGAGUGCGACGCCUUUGAGGAGAAGAUCCAGGCUGCGGGCGGGAUUGAACUCUUUGUUGGAGGCAUUGGCCCCGAUGGACACAUUGCCUUCAAUGAGCCGGGCUCCAGUCUGGUGUCCAGGACCCGGGUGAAGACUCUGGCCAUGGACACCAUCCUGGCCAACGCUAGGUUCUUUGAUGGAGAUCUCGCCAAGGUGCCCACCAUGGCCCUAACCGUGGGCGUCGGCACUGUCAUGGACGCUAAAGAGGUGAUGAUCCUCAUCACAGGUGCUCACAAGGCUUUCGCUCUGUACAAAGCCAUUGAGGAGGGCGUGAACCAUAUGUGGACUGUGUCGGCCUUCCAGCAGCAUCCCCGAACCGUGUUUGUAUGUGACGAGGAUGCCACCCUGGAGCUCAAAGUGAAGACAGUCAAGUAUUUCAAAGGUUUAAUGCUCGUUCACAACAAGUUGGUGGACCCCCUGUACAGUAUCAAGGAGAAGGAAAUUGAGAAAAGCCAGUCUGCUAAGAAGCCAUACAGUGACUAGCUUGUGCUGGGCGUGGCGCUGAGUACCUCAGAGGGACGGGCAGGUCUUUCUG